This is a messenger RNA of Gregarina niphandrodes, 327 nucleotides long. RefSeq lists its product as hypothetical. The record is from RefSeq and is a predicted model, not a curated record. The transcript has a single exon. Lineage: Eukaryota; Apicomplexa; Conoidasida; Eugregarinorida; Gregarinidae. The annotation marks the transcript as partial.
GUUAUUGAGUUUUUCAAGGCUGGUUCUCCUCCGUGGCUGCCUAUUGAUCGUGGUGAUAAGGAUGAUGCGGGUAAGGAGUCUGGUAAGUUUGCUUCUCAGCAGUCUAUAGGUUAUUUCUAUGUUGAUGGUCCUACUUCUGCUAAGGUUACUAUUGAUGUUGAGCUGAAGUUGACUAUUGCUUUGAAGGGGCGUAAGUGUUUGGGCGGAAAGAUGGAUAAUUCUGGGGCUAUUAAUGCUAAUAAUGCUGGUCAGUCUAUUGGUAAUGAGGACUUGGGGGAUAAUUUGGCUACUUCUUUUAUUGAUAAGGAUACGGAUAGUGUUGUUUAG